Molecule: messenger RNA, 6404 nt
Organism: Dreissena polymorpha
Lineage: Eukaryota; Metazoa; Mollusca; Bivalvia; Myida; Dreissenidae
Product: pleckstrin homology-like domain family B member 2
Exons: 13
Coding region: 329-4693 (1454 amino acids)
Source: RefSeq, a predicted model, not a curated record
ACUGCAAUAUUACCUCAUUGGAUAGUUUGUAGCAGCAAGAUAUCAAAGCUUUUAAUAGUGUAAACAAAAUAGCUUUACUGGUUGCUUUAAUGGUGCAGAAGCAAUUUUGAAAUGAAAAAUAAAGUGAAUUGUUAACGAUUAGAUCCAGCACAUGGUGUCUGUUAUUUGGACAAAGACAAGACAGACAUGGAGCAAUUUGUGUGAAUUGGUUUGAUUGCUUGCCUUAAGGACUUUUAUUGUGCGCAUUUGCAUAUGAAAAAUACAGUGUAAGAUAUUUCAUCAGCUGACAAUAAUUGACAAUCUGGAGAACAACCCCGAGUACCUGAGGAUGAUCUCCAGUGCUGCCGAGGAGACGGCCCAACGCAGACGGUCGGCCGAGCAAGCCCCGCAAACACCUUUUUCUGAUGGAUUUCGUGACAAAAACGAAGAAGACGAAGAAUUUCUCAACAAAGUGUGUAAGUUUGAACUCAUUGCUCGUGGCAAGCCCACCUCCCCGACUGCUAAGAGUCCUGGAUACAAAAAUAGUUCAGGAAAGUUUAACAUUUCCUCGCCCGAUAGUCGCAGUUCUGGGCGGCGAUCAGGUGAAAGUUUGCAGAAUUACGCUGGUGAGAAAUUGUUUACAAAAGACACUGCAACUACCCGCGUGUCAGCAAGUCUUCUGCAGUCUUUGAAGUCUUCAAAACCUGAUACCAGUGGACAAGAUAUAAACUCGAAUUCUAUCGGAAAUUUUGGAAGUGUUUCUACAAGAAGGAAGUCAAAUGAAGCGAGAAAAUCUCUCACAAAAAGUUCUGAGAGUCCCAAAGCUAGCACCGUCGGUUCAAGCCCCAAUUCUAGCAAUGUGUUUUUCAAUACGCCCAUUUCUCCAGUAAGAAAGACAGAGCUUGCUUCUUCAGCCUUUUUUGAAAGCUUUUCGUCUCCAAAAUCUUCAGGUGUUUUAAGUUCCUCCACCAAAACUCAGGUGCUUACAAGUACACCCAAAGCUCCUUUGUUUACAACACCAAGUGUGAAUAUUGACCUUGUUGCAAAUAACAGUGUUAGCAAUAUAGAUGUAAGUGCAAAGACAAAUGGCAAAAAAACUGAUAAAGAUAAAAGUGAAAACAAAUUUCUUUCUGUUCAACAAGACCCUGCCAUUUCACGAAACACAUUUGAUGGGAUUGAUUUUGAUUUUAAUGAACUUACAGAGAGUCAAAAGGAUUUAACCCUGAAACACAGAGAAAUUGUUGCAGAGCGCAAACAAGAGCAAGAAAUGGAGCGCCUGGAGAAAAUUCGAUUGGAGGAGAUACUGAACAUGUGUGCAGAGUAUGAGAAACAGAUCGAGGAUGAGAGGUCUCAGAUUAUACGAAGACAGCAGGAGAAGUUCUCCUCCUCUGACCUAGUUACGCCCCCAAUACCUCCACUGCCUGUACAGUACCAGCAUUUACAACAGGGACACACUCCUUUCGGCACCAAAAUCAUGGGUCCACCCAUGACCUUGGGUUUUCAAGGUCAGACUUUUAAUCAAAAUCCAGGUCAUGUUCAUACAUUGCCGUUCUCUCCAUCAAGGUCAGUGCAUGUUCCAAACGGUCUUGAACUUGACACAAGGUCGCUAGAUAGGAAAGAUAUAGCUUUGAAAUCUGACCAGAGGUGCUCCAUGACUCAGAAAAUUAUGACAAAUGGAUCAUUAACGAUGUUGAAUUCCCCAACAAAUCCACAAAAGGAUUUCCAAUAUGGAUUCCAAAUGAGAAAAGCGGGUUCAAAUUCAUCGAAUUCUGAGGAGGAAUCAUUGUGUGGAAGUUCGGAAGAUACAGGUACAAUUAAACGAAGACCAAAUUCGAAUCAUUCAAAUCCUGGCUCGCUGGGCUCAGAUCGUCCCCUGAGUCCACGCACCACAGCCAGGAGCUCGCCAACCGUCCAGACAUCAAAAUACAUCAGCCAAUCAAAACCAAGCAGUCUUGCAGUGUCAAACAAACCUGAUGAAUAUAUGACAGCUUCCUUUCAGAGCAGCAUGGCAACAUCAUCACAGCAGAUGGUCACUUCCACAGCCACACUGACCCUCUCAAGUCGACCUGAUCCCAGCCCAAAGACUGUGAAAAACGACCCUGACAGCAGUGAUUUCUCAAGGUCGUUUAAAAUUGAACCACUUAGAUUAACAAAUGUGAGUUUAGAUUUCGCGGAAAGAAAACCAUUUGAGAACCUAGAGGCUGGUAGUCAUAUCUCGACCCAUAGUGAACCAGAGUGUGACCUUAGGAUAGAGGAGAAUGUAAAAAGUGAACGGGACACGAAUAAUGUGCACCUUAACAACUCAUCUUCUGAUAGACUGUCCUCGGGUUCGGUUAAAAUCAGUCAAAGACAAUUUGAUUCAUUUGAAUCAACGGGCGAUAGGAACUCUGAAACAGAAUCCAUGAUGGCUUAUGGUGGCUCAGUCACUAAAGCUCCUAAACACAGGUGUUCUGACCACCAUGAUUAUGUGAACAUACCCAUAGACCCGGAGAAAUAUGCGGACCAUAUACGGUAUGCAGACAGGCGUAAAUAUUCAGGGGAACACUCCAACAGUGGGAGCACUAGCUCGUCCACGGCCUCAACUGUGUGUGCAGCGCCAAGUUACCAUGGAUUUAUAAACAAUAUUUUGUCAUCGGGUUCACCCCGUGAUUCUGGGUCAUUGAACGGGUCCAAGUCCUCGAGCAUCGAAAAUGUGACACCUAUCAACAGCGACACUGAGUUUGUGGGGACCUGGGGGGGACACAGUUCUCGAGCAUCGUCAACAGCAACCACAGACUCCAGCGAAUGCAGUUGGGGAACAGUUGAUGAAGUGGACCCUUACAAGCAGUUGGAGAGGUUGAAGAACAACAAACACGACCUCUUGAAGAAGAUUGCCACCCUCAAACAGCAGAUCCUUGACAUAGAAAACCAGGAGGAUGAGGCCCUCAGAGGGAUGGAGGUUGAGAGAGCGCUGCUGGAGAGUGAACACCACACAGAGAUGGAGCGUCUCCAGGAUGACCAGGAGAAGAUACACGAGCUGCGCAGCAAGCAGAACAUGCUCAUGGAGAGGGCCUCCAGGCAGCGAGAAAAGGAGAUUGCGGUGAUCGAGCGUGAACGGCGGCGCCUGGAGGACCUUGAGCGUGCAAAGGCGGGCCUGGAGAGGCAGCUGGAGGUGUGUGCGCCAGAGGAGCAGUCCGCGCUUCUAGACAGGAUACAGAGGCAGAAGGAGCUGGUGGAUGUGCAGAGGAAAGUGUUUGAUGACCUCGAGUUUCAACAGCUUGAGUCGGAAGCCAAAUUUGAAGAAGAUCGUGAGCAAGUUCAACGUAGACUUUUAGCCGACCAAAAUGCAUUAUUAGACAGUUACAAAAGAAGGGAGGACAGUUUACGGCACAUCUCUCUACAGCAACAGGAAACUAUGACAGGGGUCAGGCAUGAAAUGGAGCGACUUCACAAUGAGAGGCAGCAGAAUAUCCACCUGUACCGACAGGAAAAGGUAACCCUGCAAGACCUGAUGGGCCGAAUUUCUGAGAUUAGUGAAAAAUUGUCAAAAACAAACAUUAAUGGUGAAGAGGAAGAAGAUAAAUUAUCACUUGAUUUGGAAACUCAUAUAGAGGAGCGAGACGAUGAACUUCGGCGGAAGAUUGAGGAUUACCUUCAGUCGCCCACCAUGCGCAACAACAACGCAUUCAAAGCACUUGAGAGCGCCAUUCAAAACACAAGUAGCAUCUCAUACGGGCUUCCACCCCUCACCCCCACAUCGCCCCAGCCUCUACCCGGCACAGGUGAGCGCAAGAAAUCUGCUACCCUACUGGAGAUUGAGAAAAACCACUCUCUCUUCUUGGAAACACAGGGAGGGAAUGUUAUCGAGCAUGAGAGACGCCGUAUAGAGGAGCUCCGUCGCCGGGCUGCUGACGAGGGGCGUGCCCAAUGGGAAGAGAAGAAACUACGGGAGGCGAACUGUAAGAGCUUCAACUCACUGGAGUCCGAGGACUCGAGCAUCUCCAGCAGCUGUGAGACACCUUCAGAGAGGGAAAUCAGUGUGAGCAGUGGGGAGGACAACCUUGAGAAGCUUCAGGAGCUGGAGAGACUUCUGGCCCAGGCUCAGAGUGAGAAAAUGAGGCUGCUAGAAGAACAGGUAGAGAUGAGUUCUCGGAAAAGUGAUUUGAUGGCCUUGCACGAGGAGCGUCAGAAACGAGAGGAGCUGGAGCGGAAACUUCAUGAGGAGACGCAACUACGGGAUGAACUAGUGACUCAGCAAAUCAAAUAUCGCGAAAAACAAAAAGUUCAAGCCCGUCCACUUACGCGGUACUUGCCAGUUCGAAGUCACGAAUUUGACCUCAAAGUGCACAUUGAGACGGCCGGACACCACCUAGACAUGUGUCCACACGUUGUAGUCAAUAACAACAGUGCUAGGGGAUUUCUAGUGAAAAUGGGGGGUAAAAUAAAAACCUGGCAUAAACGAUGGUUCGUGUUCGAUAGAACGAAACGAUCUCUUGUGUACUACACAGACAAAAGUGAAUCCAAGCCUAGAGGUGGAAUAUACUUCCAAGCGAUCGAGGAAGUGUACGUUGACCAUUUAAAGUCAGUGAAAAGCCCCAACCAAAAAUUGACAUUCUGUGUUAAAACGUUUGAGCGGACAUACUUCUUUGUGGCGCCCUCACCGGAGGCAAUGCGUAUAUGGAUAGACGUCAUAUUCACUGGUGCAGAAGGCUACCAACAGUUUAUGCAGUCAUAGUUGUCAUGUUGUGUUUGAAAUCAUUUUUCACUGUUUUUAUUGCAUAUGAUAGUGUGUCGAAACCUUGUGGCUUACACUCCCAGUCAUAGAUGCUGUAUCGCCUUCAGCAAAUUCAUAGCAAAGUUUCUUUAGUUUCAACAAAGUUCUUUCACAUAAUAUGUCUGCAAUAUUUAGAAAUUUACAAUAAUUCUUAUAAAUACAAUCUAAAUACAAAUGCAGAUUCUAGUUAUUUCCAUGCUGUCAGUGGAGUUACGUCACACUUAUGGACCUUAUUCCACACAAACAACUCGGCAGUUUGUUGUUUCUAUAGUUCUGCCAAAGCCAUUUUAGUCUUUUAAGACAUUUUUUCAGUUUAAAUAACAUGCCUAAAAUAUUUUGUGAGGUUUUACUCAUUUUUUAGCAUUGUUAAUGAAAAUGUGUGUAUAUUUGUGGCAAACUUAAAAAUAAAAGAUAUGUUGUGACAUAAAUCAGAUGUGGCUUGUCAUGUCAUAUUGUAUGAUACCAAAUAGUGUGGGGGAUUUCUUAUCUUUCAGUUGAUAGAUUGAUUAAAAAAUUAUGAUAAUUUUAUUAAAUCAGAAUAAAGUUGCUGAAUUAUACUUGACAUUAUGGUUUAUUGACCAGUAUUAGUUUCAAACACAAUUUAUCAGUAUCAAUUCUGGAAUGAUACAAGUAGUAUAUGGAACAUUAAUACAUUUGUGACCACCUUCUUUUUUGUUAAAUCAGUACACACAAUAUGAUGCAUUUAAGAAUUUGUUUCUAGUAAAAUUACUCAUAAAUAAUUCACAUGAACACUGGAACCUGGUUACAGUGUAGUAAAAAUGCUCUCAUUUAAAUUGAAAAACUUAGACAGUCAUGUUAGUAUUGAAAUAAUUUGCACAUUUUGUUUUUUAAUGGUUAGUAGACAAAGAAUGUUCAUAAUUAUGGCAAAUGCCUCGUGGUGUAAUUUCUUUGCAUUAGGAUUGUAAAUUGUUGUGUAUGUACUAAACAACAAUAAACAACAACAAACCAAACUGUUGAAUGCAAGACUCUGAGGAUUUAACGGUUAGGAAAGAUUUAAACUUAUUGAAAAGAUGUACUGAUCUUAUUACUUUGCUAUUAUCAAUUGUUCAGACUAAAAUACAUGUACUGGUCAAAGAUAAACAUGUUGUUGAAAUGGAUUUGUGUGGUUCAAAACUCCACAUCUCUGUAUUGUAUAUUGUAUUAUUGUUAACAGAUGAUGCAUAAGCUUGUGAUAUUGUGUAUUUAGUUGAGAGAUUUUAAUUAAUAUAAAAAUAAAGCUUUAUUUUAUCUGCUUCAUAACAAACAUGUUCUGUUUGCAUGCAUGACAACUGUAAUUUUUUUAUCAAAGUGUGCUUGUGUACACCUGAAUUAUUCAUGGGGUUGACUAUAACUAUUUUUGAAAAAAGACUGUUAUAUAAUGAGUUACUAUAUUAUUAAACAUUGCAUAAUGUCAUACUUACAAUUAAUUUCUGUCACUUACCUAGCCUUCAAUUUUAGCCUUCUUACAUGUGGCUAUAAAUACACAGAUCUCUUUUACAUUGUUUCUUCUUUAAGAAACCUUCUCUCAUUAGAAACAAACACGGCUUUUCAGAAACUCGGUCAUGUACGCUUAUAUCCAUGAUUAUUUUGAUUUACGUGAAUGUUGUGUACCCUUGUGGCUUUCAUAGAAAUCUGAAUGAAAAAGAGUAAAAAAUAAAGUGUUGAAACUGUG